GGAGGCGGUCUGGGCCGGCCUGUGCGGCUACAACGGAGCCCUGGUUGGGAUGCUCAUGGCUGUUUUCUCCACUAAAGGAGACUGGUUUUGGUGGCUCCUGGUGCCUAAUGUCUUCAUGUCUAUGAUGUGCCCGGUGGUGUCCAGCGCUCUGUCCUCGGUGGCCAGUAAAUGGGAACUCCCGGUCUUCACGCUUCCCUUCAACAUCCUGAUAUGUCUGCAUGUGGCCGCCACAGGCGCCGGUCACCCGUAUUUCCCACAGGUGGACAUCCGGCCCAAAGUCCACCUGAAUGACUCCGAGGGAGCGUUUGACGUCCUUCAGCUCUUCCUGUCGGUGCCGGUGGGCGUGGGCCAGGUGUUCGGGUGCGACUCCCCCUGGACGGCGGGCCUCGUCCUCCUCGCCCUGCUGCUCUGCUCGCCGGCCAUCUUUUUCCACGCCGUUCUGGGCUCCGCCGCCGGCGUGUGUGUCGGCCUGGCCCUGGCGGCCCCCCAGAGGGAGCUCUACUCCGGGCUGUGGGGGUUCAACAGCGCCCUGUCCUGCAUCGCCAUCGGAGGGGUGUUCUACGGCCUGACCUGGCAGGCCCACGGGCUCGCUCUGUUCUGUGCCCUUUUCUGCGCGUACCUGACCUCAGCAACAACUAAACUGAUGUCUGUGAACCCCGCCCUCCUCAGGGUUCCCCUGGGCGCCGUUUCUAACCCGGAGGAGAACCGUCGCUACCUGAAACGGGCCUCAGCCUCCGGAAAAGUUCCACCGGGGGCCGAGGGGCCAAACGUCCGGCAGGAGGAGGGGAACCAGGAACCCGUCUGA
Messenger RNA from Menidia menidia (Atlantic silverside), 805 nucleotides. NCBI's taxonomy places the organism in Eukaryota, Metazoa, Chordata, Actinopteri, Atheriniformes, Atherinopsidae. The record is from the annotation of a GenBank genome assembly.